AUGUGCCCUGGGGAGGGUGCCCCUCUUCCCCAAUCCGCCCCCCAACACGGCCACGCACGGAACCCAAGCCAGAGCGCCCAGAGCCGCAGUGCGUCCUCGGACUCGGCCCAGAGCGUAGACAGAGCCACAGAGCCACGGGCUGCCCCUCCCCACUUGCUUCCCGCCCGGCAGUACCUGAGUGCUCGCGGGGCUACCAGACGCUCCAUCCUAAAGCCCGGAGUCCGGGGUCCCAAACUCAGUCAGGCCCGGGCCGGGGGCCGGGACCGGGCCGGGCUAGCCGCUCCUGCCCUCCAGCCACAGCCUCCGCCGAUUUCAAAGCGUCCAGCCGCUCCAGGGACAGCCAGUGACGCGCACCCUCCGUCGGGGGUCACUCUGUCCCCACCUGUGCGCCCUCGGCCGCCCCGCCCCCAUCCCGUGGCCGCCACGGCCCCGCCCCUAAGGCUUCCUCUUGGGACUCCGCCCUACAUGCCCGCCCCCUUGGGUCUGCCCCACGUGCCCGCCCCUUUGGGUCUUCCCCACCACCCCGAAGUGUCCCGCAGAAUUUGGAGCCCUUCCACAGCGCCACUCUGCUAG
Molecule: messenger RNA, 573 nt
Organism: Antechinus flavipes (yellow-footed antechinus)
Lineage: Eukaryota; Metazoa; Chordata; Mammalia; Dasyuromorphia; Dasyuridae
Product: basic proline-rich protein-like
Exons: 1
Coding region: 1-573 (190 amino acids)
Source: RefSeq, a predicted model, not a curated record